Cylicocyclus nassatus is the source of this 1492-nucleotide messenger RNA. NCBI's taxonomy places the organism in Eukaryota, Metazoa, Nematoda, Chromadorea, Rhabditida, Strongylidae. The record is from the annotation of a GenBank genome assembly.
AACGUUCAGAUGAUAGAGAGCGAUGCACUGCCAAGCACAUCUAGAGAGAUAGAGGAUUUGACUGAAUGCCCAAUAUGCCUGGAGACCUUCGUGCAGCCUGUACAACUAAGUUGUGGACACUCGUUUUGUAACAAAUGUGUCGAAGAGAUAACCGACUUACGGAGAGUGAUAUGUCCACAAUGUCGUCACAUGACCGAAGUGCCCUCCGAAGGUUUCGCAAUUAAUUACCGUUUGCAAGAUUUAGUGGCGCUGGUUUCCAGAGCGAAAGAUGUUGGUUGUUUUUCUAGGAUGCAAAACUUUCAAAAGCGUUCUGACGAGGUAAAUGUCAGUUCGACAACACAGAAUGGAGCCCAGGAAUCUGACGCAGUGAUGAUGUGGUUGUUUCCUAUGGUAUUUAAUUUCGAAAUUCUAUGUGCAGCAUCAUGGGGUGAUGAUUUGCUGCUAGGAACUGACAGCGGGCUUAUGUUAUGUGAUUGUGGCAAUCAAAGCAAAGUUUAUGAACUGAUAAACCGGCGUCGCUAUGAACAAAUGGCCGUACUGGAACCGCAAGAUGUCCUUAUUACAAUUUCUGGAAACAACCGAUCAUUAAGGAUUUAUGAUCUUAGCUGGCUCAUGCAGAAGCUACUGGAAGCAAAGACUUCCGUAAAAGGAGCGGGAACCCUAAAAGAAAAAGGCUGGACGGACCUUGAUGACGUGCAAAGCGUUCAACAUUUCAAAACAGUCUGCUAUGAACAAACAAAAUACCUAGUUGUCGGCAUGGACUUUAGUAUUGUAAUAUAUAUUUGGGAACCUGAUCCUUACCACAAAUUCGUCCCUUUCAAGUCUUUCGAAUCACUGUCUCACUCGCCACUGUUUGUUGAUUUGGCUUUGGAAAACAAAGCACGUCUGAAGGUGCUAUACGCUUCAUAUGAAGGUUUCCAUGCUAUUGACCUUGAUUCUAGUGCGAAGUACGAUAUCUACACACUUCCCAAGUACUUACAGCAAAAUAUUCUACCUCGCUGCAUAGCGGUCCUUCCAAAUAGUAACGAUACGCAGUUGCUACUUUGUUAUAACGAUAAAGGUGUUUAUGUUAACAUUUUCGGAAAAAAGUCAAGGAACGUGAUGCACUGGGUAGAUAUGCCACGUAAAGGUGGCAGCAUAGCCUAUAUCUCAACUGGGCAAAUAGUGUGCUGGGGACAUAUAGCCAUUGAGGUCCGAUCGGUUGAUACGGGCAACCUCGAUAUAGCUUUAAUGUAUGGAAAAGUUUCCAGAUUUAAGUUUUUAUGUGAGUAUAAUGGCAUGGUGAUCUACACAGUAGCCGAACCUGAUGGUCGUUCCUGCCGUAUACAGGGUAUAAAGGGGAUACAGCAUGCAGCUAAACUACAGAGCAAAAGUGUUAAUAGAUGCAUACGUUUAUCUCAACUUCCCUUUCGGAAAUAUAGUGUGAAUUCUAUAGCGGUGUAGGAAAUCUGUUAAUUGUCUGAAUAUUGUUGCUUAGGAUUCAAUUUGCAUG